Molecule: messenger RNA, 734 nt
Organism: Amoebophrya sp. A120
Lineage: Eukaryota; Dinophyceae; Syndiniales; Amoebophryaceae
Source: the annotation of a GenBank genome assembly
AUGCGCGGCCUCACGUCGCACAGACGACUCGCUGCAGCGCCACGAAGAAGGCAGGGGCUACCAAUAUCGCAACGAUGGCUGCAGCUUUUCUUUUCCGCCCUGCUGGUGGUUCUGCAACACGGAACAUCGAUACAGUUCGUGACAGCGGCAUGCACACCCGAGUGCACAGCGGGCAGAUCUAUGUGUCAGGAUAACGUGUGCUGGUGCAAGGCGCCCUAUUCCGGACCUUCGUGCGAGCACCAGGUCGACGUGCGCACACGGGUGGGGAGACUGGUUUUUGUGUCGAUUCUUCUCUUCGUCACGCUGGUGGGCAUGAUUCUUGGGGUAUAGUUGCUUUUUUAGUCCGCAGUAUUUUGUUUCAACUUCAAGUAACGUCCAACGCUUCUUCUCAUGCACCUCGCUUGUCACGACUCUGUUUUGCUUUUGUCAUAAUCAGAUAAUCACGAGCGGGAUAGCAAGUGGCGGAGGAUCCGGCAUGGCGAAUUACGACCUGGCGGCGAAAAAGCGAGAAUUCUGGACUGUUGCGAAGUAAUGAGAGAGAUCGGGAGAAAUCUCAUGCUUUGCGCACGACAGUAGCACGAAGACUGAUACAUAGGUUCCGCAGACUGACAUGCGCUCAUUGGACCAACACGUGAAAUUGAGAUCUGAAUACUUUGAAUCCUUGAAGUACAACAGUUGGCCUCCGAAAUGGCGGUAAUCUGUGCAGGAAGAAAUUUUUAUACAUUGUUGUUCAC